AUGGCUUUUGAAUCACAGUUUAUCACUGUGACAUCAACGUCUACCAUCAAGGUUUCAUUUUGGAUCUAUUUAGUCGAUUGGGUUUUAGCAUUAUUAUUGGGCCUUGGUUUUGUAUUCUAUUUUCAUCGGUUGCUAGGGUUCUUAUUUUCAGCAUUAUUCAAAAUAUUCAUAUGGCGUCAAUACAAGGUCAAUAUCAAUAUAGAAUCGCUCAAGGUUUCACCUCUUGGUGGCCGUCUAUUUGUUAAGAAUCUCACUAUAGUGACUGCGGAUUCCACAGUGUCAAUACUAAAUCUAACAUUUACUUGGAGAUAUUGGCUAUUCAAAAUGAAUCGAUUAUCAAAUUAUUUCUAUGAAACCGACUACGAAGCUCCCGAGCUUUCCCAGAAGCAAAAUUUAAAACUGCCAACCAGGUUUCUACUAUCAAUAGAUGGACUAGAGGUAUUCAUGUAUAAUAGAACUUUUGCAUAUGAUAACAUUAUAGAUAUUUUGGAAAAGGGCAAUGAUGCCUCAAGUGGCGAUGAGAAAACAGAUCAAGAAUCUAGUUCAUUUUCAUAUGACAUAAAAAAUGGCCAUCUAAGGUUUAGAAACAAGAAAGCAUCUCCUAAUUCAACAUCUUCUUUGGAUGAGAGUAUGAACAAGGAUAUACCUCAAGAUAAGGGAAGUACAUCAUUAGUGCUUUUACUACAAAUAUUACCCAUUGGUAUAAGGAUAAAACGUGGGGCUGUAGUUAUAGGUAAUUCCACUACUCCUUCAAUUUUGGUGGCUUCAUAUAAAGCAGCUAAUGGGACAGUAGAUGUGGCGAAAUCACCAAAUUCAGCCGAUCCGUAUCGUUUACUUUACGACCUUGCUCUUGACAAUUUUCAACUUUGGAUGAGACCGAACAUAAACUAUGAAAAAUAUAGAUAUGGGGUAGAGGCCCACAAAGAAGACAACAUCAAGACAACAGAAGAUGUCAAUCAAAUUACACAUAUGAGGAAAUACAGAAGCUGGUUUCAAUUUCAAAGAGCAGCCAAAAAUUUACACAGAUUAUACUACCGACUACUACGAAAAGAACGCCCAGAAGAAACUGAAAAAGAAAAUGAUAUCCAUUGGAGAGGGUUGAGACGAUAUGUUGGUGAUGCACAAGAUGAUUCAGAUAUGUUUGUAUUGCUAAGUUCAGAUGAUCAAUAUGCUAAAUACAGUCUUAUUUUAGAUUCCGUUAGUACAAGAAUUAUUUAUUACUAUGAUUCACCAGGGAUGCAGCCUCAAGAAGUCAGCCCAAGAACACUAUUACCUCCAGAGCAUGGUGUCGAGAUUGAAAUAUCUAUGGGUACAAUUCAUUAUGGUCCAUGGACAGAUAGACAGCGUGUGCCUAUACAAAACAUGCUUUUCCCACCCAUUGCAAGAGACUCAGAACCUACCCGAGGAUUUUUAAGUCCCGGAACAAAACGUGAUUUUUCUGGGUUUCGUGUCACAAUGAUUGUUAAAGAUGAAGUAAUCAUCAGAGUUCCAACUAGAGAACCAAGUAAAGAUAAAGAGCUUCUUAAAAGUACCAAUUCUGUUGACCAUUCAAAGAGCUCAAGACCAUUUGGUUGGUUGGAAAUUAAAGCAGGGGAAGGGUCAAACAUUGGAAUGUUUUCGUCGUACAUUGCCGAUGAAAAUGGAUUCCCAAAUAUCAUGAAAGUUGUCUUGAAUGAACCUGAGAUCAGGUCUUCUGUAAACCAUGAUGUUUUAUUUAUUGCUGAUUCACAUGAACUCAAUGGUAAUAUUGGAUUUCCGUUAGCAUGGAAUGGGAAAUGCACUUGGGAUUUUAAUCAAGUGAGUUUAAAUCCUAGAUUGUUUUUCUUGAGGGAGCAUACAAUGUUGUUUUCAGAUUUGUUCACUGAUUUUGGUCUGGGUGAUCCCCAGCCAUAUGAAUACUUUCGACCAUUUGUUUACAAUAUCAACUGGAAAUUUCUCAAUUACAAGAUUUUUCUCAAUGUGAAUGAUGCUAAUAUUGUCGAUAAUCCUUUGGAUUUUGAUAAUAACAAGUAUCUAUCUUUCCAAGGUGAAGAGUUGGUUUGCGAUUUAAACUUGCCAAUGAAUGGUGUAUUUUCAAAAUCAUCCACCAUUAAGUUUAAUAUUAACACUCCGCAUUUUGAUCUUAUACUUGAUACUCCACCGUGGCACACAGUUAAUGCGUUCUUGAAAGAAUCUAAUGUUGUGGGUAGAAGUAAUUAUUUUAUUGUUGAUGGUGAGUACACAUUCUUUGGUGGAGUAGAGGUGAAUACUUCUGAUCAUGUUGAAAUAAGAUGUAUUGGGGAUGAAGUUUCUUUAAAAUUUUAUGGCUUUGUUAUACGGUAUUUGUUUACUUUGAAGGAUAACUACUUUGGUGAUCACAUUCAUUUUAAAACUUUUGAAGAGUACACAAGUGAAAUAAACUCAGAUGCACAGAGUCAAGAAGAACAAUCCAUAAAGGAACCAAAUUAUUGGAAGAUGAUUAAAACUGAAAACGAUAUGGAUGUGAUAAUUACAUUUCAAGUUCGAAGCGGUUUGGUGUUAUUGCCUUAUCACACAUACAGUUGUCAGUCGCAUAUUGGGUUGAAUUUCGACAUGUUGGAUGUGGACAUGAGGUUUUUCAAUUACUAUAUGGAUAUGCAAGUCGAUUUCAGUCCAAUAUCUGCAGUAUUUGUUGAGAACUAUUAUAGUCGAGAGGACCCGUUACUUAGUGUCAACGAGUAUGUUAAACUAUAUUUCAAUACAAAAGCAGAUAUGUGUGUCGAUGGGUUCAGUGUUCAUUCACAUAGAAUGUUUGGUGCUCCUCCUGAUGAACUUACCUUUUAUUGUAAAUGGGAUUUCAGCUGUGGGGAUUGGUUAAUAGAUAGCCAUCCCAUGUUUGUGAAAGCAGUAGUAAAUGGUAUUGCCAAUUUUGGAGUUGGGUUCCUGGAUGUCGAAAAUGCUCUUGGUGUGGCAUUUCCACCAGCGUUUGACGCUGCAAAUUUCUCAUUUCAGUGUCCUAACUUCACUUUUCAAUUACGACCAGAUGCUCAAUCAUGUGUCGAGAUUCACAUGGGAGACUUUUUGUUGUCGCUCAAUGAUAUGACAAAUAGAAGAUACUCAAGUAGACUUGCAGUUUCUAUUCCAACUAUUACCAUGAAAGUUUUCAAAGGAGAAAGGCUUACUGCAUAUAUGAAUACGUCCUUGGUGUUUACAAAUAUAUGUCAAAAAGUGGACAUGUUGGAAAGAAGGAGAAAAGCACAAGAGCACGUUCGAAAUAGUGACGCACCAUUUCACAGAACUCCAUUUAUUCUUUUGGAUGAAUACCGAGAUGAUUUUUAUUAUGAAUCGAAAGGUUGCUUUUUGACACCGGCUUCAUUACCACAUGCUGCCAUGCCAUUGACAGAAGAAACUUUCCGUAAUUCCAAGAACUUGAAGUUUGAUUUUGAUGCCGAUAGUAUUUCGAGUGAUUCAGAUUAUGUGUUCACCGGUAAAAUGCCACCCACAAAUGACUAUAAUGAAGAAGAUUUUACUCCAUCGUAUCCCGUUGAAUCUGAUACUGAAUAUGAUAAUCUCAUUUUUGAAUUAGGUGAUGUUGAAGCAUUUUGCUCUCCAAAAGCAGUAGAGGUUAUUUCUGGGUUAUUACAGUCCAUGGAGGAUUACUCUAUAAAUACCAUUAUGGAUGAAAUUAAUGUUCGUACUGUGAAUCUAUUGAAGGGCUUAAUCAAAUCAACAAAAUCAGUUAAAAAUUUCAGAGUUGUGAACCAUGAAAUUAAGGUUAAGUUUGGAGAUUUCGAUGUUGCUGACUCAAGAGAGCUCAUGCAGAUGGUUAAAAAACAAAACACAAUUACUCUUCAAAUUUUUGAUUUAUCAGUGGCACUAUCCGAAAAUGUUAACAAGAGUGUUGUUAAUGGUGCAAUCUCAAAUGAAGAAGAGUUAUCAUUAGCAUUGCAUAUUAAAGAUUUAAUCGUGUCAGCAUCUCAACCUUUUGAAUUCAAUGCUGCUGCUCUUUUUAAUAUUCAGGAGAUUGAGUACUGGAUGGAACAGAAACAAGAUACAUUGACUGGAUCCGCAAACAUCGAGUCUGUGAAUAUUAGCUUUGAUGACCAACAAAUGGAAUGGCUAUCUGGUUACAUUCGUAAUAUGGCUGAUACAAUUGAGGAUAUCAAUGCAGGGCGUGAUGUUAUUACAAGAAAGAUCAAUGCCAGCGCUUGUUUAGUGCAUGCUUUAACAUUAGCUUCUGUUGAUUACUACAUUGAUCAUGACCCAGAUGUCUUAACCAGACCAGCGUAUAUUCUUCGAGCAAAAAAGGAGCACAUUCGAUUUUUUGAUAGUUGGAAAGUGAUGGCUCGAUUGAGACAUAUAAUUAACAAUAUUAGUCCAGAUUGGAGACGUGAAGCAGAUGCUUUACUUAAAAGUAAGAAAUAUCAUUUACCAGAUGACGCGUUAGAUGAAGUUUGGGAAGUUUUUUCCCAAUGGAGGACCUGGGAAGCAAACCAACAAGAAAGAAAAGCAAUGUUUAAUAGAAUUUUCUCCAAGAAAGUCGUUGAUAAAGAUAUUGAAAAGUUACAAUUGCAAUUUAUUCUUGGGCAAAUUGUUAUUAAACUAGUUUCUGAGUCUACUACGGACUAUCUUUCUUUACAAAGGUUUUCCACUACGGUAACUUCAAGAUCAAAAGAUGAAGAGUCUUAUGGGAUCAAAAACUUGGAUGUUAUUAUUGGACUUGGUGAAUAUGACAGUAGUCUUUCAACUUUACUGUUUGAUAAAAUCAAACUUUUGGAAACCUUCAAUAAAAAGCACAGUGCCGAUAAACAAAAGAAGAACCUGGUAUCUAAAGCAUACCACAGCAUCAAUAUUGGUAUUGCUGUAAACAUUGAAUCAGUACGACAACAGAUAUUGCUUCCUUCAGUUGUGGUAGACGUGCAGGCUAAUAAUUUAACUUCGAUAUCUACUUUUAGGGAAGAAAUGAGAAGAGUUUCCAAUUGUUUACUUUUAGAAAACUUAGAACUUAACGUCUGGGGAUCAUCUAAUCAUAUUUAUUCCCAAUCAAUGACGGGAACCAGUUGGGUAAUCGCCAAAACUAGAGCAUUUGAACAAGACUUUUACAAGGUUGAUUUUGAAUUUCAAAAGAUUGGGGUACACUUAUUGGAUAAAGAUUCACAAUUCCCAUUUGUGUUGGAAACAAUUUUGGCCCAGGAUGUACCUUAUAUCAAGAAUAUUUUCAAUAUCACCGAGCCUGAACACCACGAGGUCAGUAAAAAACGGUCGUUUAAUUACCUGGGAUCUAUUUAUGUUAAAAUUGUAGUCCAAGAGUUUAAUUGGAGCGUGGCAGUAUUAGAUCCUUUUUUUAUUGGAGGGACAUCAAUUGGAUGUUCUUUUGGAGUUACUAAAGUUGGCGAAGGUUAUAAGGUAGACACAAAACAUUUGAAAGGUAAAUGUAAUGUCGACGUCGCUCAUCAUAAUGUUUUAGAAGUGGAGACAUCAGAUUUUGUCAACAACAUAGAAAUUGAAACUUGGGAUGAGUUGAUAUUGUUAUCACUUGACUCAUGUUUGGGUUACGCAAAAGCAUUCUGCCCAAGCCUAGUUGCAACGGUAGAUUUAGUCAGUGUGAAUUUACCAAGAUUGGAGAAGAAGAUUGAAGAGUUCAAGAGUUUACUAGAAAACAAAGAGCCGCGUGUGGAAGAGGUCAAGCAAGAUAAACAAAAGGGAAAAGACAUUGUGUUCAAGCUCAAUUUUUCAAACGAUUACGUUGGUAUUUCAACAUUCAUCAAUAAGGCCAAAGUUAGUUUUGAAAUUGAAUCUACUACAGCGGUUGUUAACAAUGUUUCUGAAAUCAGGACCAAAUCUAACGAGCUCAUCACUACAGUUGUUCCACUUUUUGGCGAGCUUUCCAUACCGGCUGCACGUCUUUCAAUUCUUGAAAAGAGUAUACCUAUUGGUUUAUCAAACUUAAUUGAUGUUAAUUUUGCUGUCAGAUUAUUAAGUGCUGAGAUGCUAGGAGAACUUCAAACAUUACAAUUCGAGUCACAAUACUGCAGAAUAUGUUUGUCAGAACCAAUGCUCUUUAAGCUAUUGAAGAUAGCCGAUGAAAUUGGAAAAGUAAUUUCAAAGACAACAACAUCCGCGACAGUGUCAAGCACAUCACCUCCACCACCACAAGAAAAGAAGGAUGACCUUGAAUCUUCAUCAAAGAUAUCGGAUUUGAUAUUUACAAGAAUCGCAACUUUCCAAUGUUUGGCAUAUAACUUUUGUUUAGGUUGGUUGUUCACCGAUAAAUCAAAGGAGUACCCAGGAAUUAUCAUGGGCGCGGAAAGAUUCUUUGCCACUACGGAACCUAACUUGGGUAAAUUUACGUUGAUGGAGGCGUACCUAUCAGUCGCCAAUGGUAAUCGUACUUCAAAUUUCUAUAGUACGCUGUCCGAAAAAUCCAACUUGAAUAGAGCAUAUUUGCCAAAUUUGCAAUUUAUUUAUUUGAUAGAUCAUGGUCCAAAUGGGAAGCAUUUGCGAAUGUCCAUGCAUGGUGAUGAACUUGAUGUUAAGUUUUUGUCUACUUCUGUUGUGAUUUUUGACAAGUUAGUGAAACUGGCUUCAAAAGUACAAUCAUACUUGGAAAGACGUGCAAGUCCAAUAUACCAAGAACUUGAUAAAGAACCCACCAAGCCGGGAGAAAGCACACCUUUGUUCAAGAAUAGCUUUGAUUCCAUUGAAUAUAUAUCCACUUAUGCUGGUUCAAACGUGUUGAUCUACCGCCUCCCAGAUGAUGAGUCCGAAGACACACCUUCCCUUUUCUUGCAUUCUCCUGCUGUUAAGAUGGCGUUCAAAUUUACAAACAAUAAGAAACACAAGAAGAAAAAUUCGUUGAUGGGUGAGAUUUUGGCAACUUCAUCAGACAAUACGUUGUACCCACAAUGCGUACCAGUAAUUGUCGAUCUUGUGUCGGGAAUGAAGGGAUUAAUGCGCAAGUCGAAGAAAUCAAGCACUGAGAUUGUUAUUGUAGAAGAACAGACUAAGAAUAAUGAUUUUAUUAGAAAUCUUUUGGACGACACAAAUAUUCAUUUUGGUGUAAGAAUCGAGAAACAAGGUCUUUCCCUUAGCUGUGAGCCUACAGCUAAAGUUGCUGCUGUGGUUGGUCUUGAUGGUAUAUUUAUUCAAGUUAACACGACACAGUCACAGAUACCAGCGAUUAGUGUUUCAUUAUUGGUAGAUUCAGUCUCAGUUUUAUUACAACAUAUUUAUUCGCGAGACAUUAGUGCUUCUGCGGCAAUUACUGGUAUAUUGUUCACAAGCACUGUUGAAUUUGAAAAAGUGGUUACCUUAUUUUCAUCCGGAUCCAUUAGCGAUGCCGAUGCGUAUAUCAAUAUGAAGCAAUAUCAAGAUGUGGAUUUAUUCAAAGACAUCUGGUUUCCUAAGGAGUAUAGUGAAGUUUAUUCAAGCUUUGUGAACAGUCAAUCUGAAGUGGAUAGUAGCAAACAAAUUAAAGAAUCUCCACUGCAUGAGUCCUUGAACCAAUUGGCAUUGGCACAGAACAAGAAUAUUUCAUCUCGAUUCAAAGAAGUUUCCGACACGUAUGCAUUCCCUUGGGUUGUUACAUUUGUUGUUUCCAAUAUAGGUAUUCGUGUCGAUUUUGGUCAAUCGUUGGGUAAUUUCAAGUUGGUUAUAGGAAAUUUCUGGGCAGUAUCCAAAAAGUCUAUGGAAUGGUCACAAGAUUUGAAAACAGGUAUCGAUGAAAUUGCGUUGUCGUCUGUGGGUAGACUCGGUGGACAUGUCAGUAUUAAGAAUAUUAAUUUACAUACAGCUAUUAGUUGGAGACUUGACCUGGGUGUCACUUUGGAUGUUCCAUUGAUUUUGGUUUCUGGAGGGUUAGAAAAAUUCCAGUUGAAGAUGUCAUUUGAUGACCAUGUUAUUGCUAUUGGUAAUUUUGAAGAAUUUUCGAUGGAUAUUUAUAACAAGAAAAGUGAAAUUGCUAUUGCCAAGGAUCACUUGUUUGUGACAACCAAAUUCAAGACAGCUGAGAUUUAUAUAACAUCAUUGACAGCAUCCAAUUUUGUGGAUAUCCACAAUACAAUUUCCAGAAUGGUUCAAGAUAACAAGCGAUCCUACAGAGAAACUCUUCGUGAUUCUUCAAAGGGUACUUCUGUGGGCAAAACAAUCAAAAAGAAGACGUUCUCAGAAAAUGCUAUUUUAGAAACAGUUAAGAAAUUGGAGACAAGAAUCCAUGUUUCUGCCGGAAAUGUAUUGAUUCAUGUUUAUCCGUCAGCUAUUAGUGACAACAAGGUUUUGGUAAUUAAUUUAGAUGAGUCACGUGUCAAAUUUCAACAAAACGAAUAUUCAAGUGGUAUAUCGAAUGAAUUGGAUUUGAAGUUCAACGAUUUGAAGGUAUCCUUAUCAUCAAUAACACCGCUUCAGGAAUCCUUUAUUGUUGAUGCGCCAGUGACUGAACUUACGGAUCAGGCACGUAAGGCCAGCGGUGGUACUAUAUUUGUCUUCCCAUCUUUCAGAAUAUCUAUGAGAACAUUCCAGAAAUACAAUUCGAACUUGAUAGAGUACAUGUUCCAAUCAACAUUCAAUGGUACUGUUGAUAUCAGAUGGAAUUUGGGAUCCGUUAAUUUUAUCAGAGAGAUGUACUCCAUCCACAGUAAAGCAUUAGAGUCAAGAAUGGAGUACAGAAGAAAAAUGCAACCAUUUGAUGAAGGUAGAGAGAUGUUAUCUAAAAGUAUUUUAGAGCAGCAAUUGAAUGCUGAAGACACCACACAAGAAAUUGAUGAUGCCAUCAAGGAAACAAUUGAAAAAGUGGAGAAAUCUUCUAAAUACAGAUAUGUUGCUUUAGCGCCACCAAUUAUCGAAGCACCACAAUUGAAGGAAUUGGGAAAUGCUACACCGCCAUUGGAAUGGUUUGGUUUACAUAGAAAUAAGUUGCCGCACGUGACACAUCAAUUUGCUAUUGUUAGUUUACAAAAGCUUAUACAUGAGAUUGAAUCAGAAUACUCCAAAAUGUUGGGUAAAGCAUAA
Candida tropicalis MYA-3404 is the source of this 8964-nucleotide messenger RNA. RefSeq lists its product as uncharacterized. Gene Ontology annotation, cellular component: membrane. The record is from RefSeq and is a predicted model, not a curated record. The transcript has a single exon. The coding region runs from base 1 to 8964 and encodes 2987 amino acids. Lineage: Eukaryota; Fungi; Ascomycota; Pichiomycetes; Serinales; Debaryomycetaceae. Gene Ontology annotation, biological process: fermentation.